UUGGAAUCAAGACACAAGAAGCACCCCACACAGAGAGACCAUGAGCGCUCCGGAAGCCGAAACGUUUGCCUUCUCGGCCGACAUCAACCAGCUGCUGAGCCUGAUCAUCAACACGUUCUACUCGAACAAGGACAUCUUCCUGCGCGAGCUCAUCUCGAACGCCUCGGAUGCCCUGGACAAGAUCCGCUACUCGUCGCUGACCGACGCCAGCGUGCUGGACACGGACAAGAACCUCGAGAUCAAGGUGAUCCCGGACAAGGCCAACGGCACGCUGACCAUCCAGGACUCGGGCAUCGGUAUGACCAAGGCCGACCUCAUCAACAACCUGGGUACGAUCGCCAAGUCGGGCACCAAGGCCUUCAUGGAGGCCCUGGCCGCCGGCGCUGACAUCAGCAUGAUCGGCCAGUUUGGUGUGGGUUUCUACUCCGCCUACCUGGUGGCCGACAAGGUCGUGGUGCACUCCAAGCACAACGACGACGAGCAGUACGUGUGGGAGUCCGCCGCCGGCGGCUCGUUCACGGUCACGCCCGACACGUCGGAGCCCAUCCUGCGCGGUACCCGCAUCGUGCUCAAGCUCAAGGAGGACAUGCUCGAGUACCUCGAGGAGCGCAAGCUCAAAGACCUGGUGAAGAAGCACUCGGAGUUCAUUGGCUUCCCCAUCAAGCUCUACGUCGAGAAGACGGAGGAGAAGGAGGUGACUGACGACGAGGAGGAGGAGGACGAGAAGGAGGGCGACGACGACAAGCCCAAGGUCGAGGAGGUCGACGAGGAGGAGGGCGAGAAGAAGAAGAAGACCAAGAAGAUCAAGGAGGUGACCCAUGACUGGGACCACCUGAACUCGCAGAAGCCCAUCUGGAUGCGCAAGCCCGAGGACGUGACCCACGAGGAGUACGCCUCGUUCUACAAGUCGCUGACCAACGACUGGGAGGAGCACGCCGCCGUCAAGCACUUCUCGGUGGAGGGCCAGCUGGAGUUCAAGGCCUGCCUCUUCACCCCCAAGCGCGCCCCGUUCGACAUGUUCGAGGGCGGUGCCAAGAAGAAACUCAACAACAUCAAGCUCUACGUGCGUCGCGUGUUCAUCAUGGACAACUGCGAGGAGCUCAUGCCCGAGUACCUGUCGUUCGUCAAGGGUGUUGUCGACUCGGAGGACCUGCCGCUGAACAUCUCGCGUGAGACCCUGCAGCAGAACAAGAUCCUGCGCGUGAUCAAGAAGAACCUGAUCAAGAAGUGCCUGGAGAUGUUCGCCGAGCUCGCCGAGGACAACGAGAAGUACCAGAAGUUCUACGAGGCUUUCAGCAAGAACCUCAAGCUGGGCAUCCACGAGGACUCGACCAACCGCACUAAGAUCGCCAAGCUGCUGCGUUACCACUCGACCAAGUCUGGCGAGGAGAUGACGUCGCUGGACGACUACAUCUCGCGCAUGCCCGAGAACCAGCCCGGCAUCUACUACGUCACGGGCGAGAGCAAGAAGGCCGUGGAGAACUCGCCGUUCAUUGAGAAGCUCAAGAAGAAGGGCUACGAGGUGCUCUUCAUGGUGGAGGCCAUCGACGAGUACGCCGUGCAGCAGCUCAAGGAGUACGAGGGCAAGAAGCUCAUCUGCGCCACCAAGGAGGGCCUCAAGAUGGAGGAGACCGAGGACGAGAAGAAGUCGUUCGAGGAGGCCAAGGCCGCCACGGAGGGCCUGUGCAAGCUCAUGAAGGAGGUCCUCGACGACAAGGUGGAGAAGGUGGAGAUCUCGAACCGCAUCGUCGAGUCCCCGUGCGUGCUCGUGACGGGCGAGUACGGCUGGUCGGCCAACAUGGAGCGCAUCAUGAAGGCGCAGGCCCUGCGUGACAGCAGCACCUCUGCCUACAUGACGUCCAAGAAGACCAUGGAGAUCAACCCCCUGCACCCGAUCAUCAAGUCGCUGCGCGAGAAGGCUGAGGCCGACAAGAGCGACAAGACGGUCAAGGACCUGAUCUGGCUGCUGUACGACACGUCGCUGCUGACCUCGGGCUUCAGCCUGGACGAGCCUACGACGUUCGCCAACCGCAUCCACCGCCUCAUCAAGCUCGGCCUGAGCAUCGACGACGACGACGAUGCCGCCGACGAGACCAUGGAGGACCUGCCCCCGCUUGAGGGCGAGGACGAGGAGGAGAGCACGAUGGAGGAGGUGGACUAAGCGUGUUCGCGCUGAAGUCGUUGAUGGGGACCUCGAGUGCAACCUGAACGCCUCGGAGAACGCUGCCAGUUGUCCGCCUUAGUGGCGCGCUGCAGCUUGGAGUCCCGCCGACUUUCACUGGUUAGCUCUUGCAUUUUUUGGUGGUGAGGUUUAGUUAGAUCUUCGUAGUCGAAGGUUACAUAUAUUUACGAUUCGCCUACCCUAC
Molecule: messenger RNA, 2366 nt
Organism: Phytophthora sojae
Lineage: Eukaryota; Oomycota; Peronosporomycetes; Peronosporales; Peronosporaceae
Exons: 1
Coding region: 41-2161 (706 amino acids)
Biological process (GO): cellular response to heat; protein folding; protein stabilization
Cellular component (GO): perinuclear region of cytoplasm; plasma membrane; cytosol
Molecular function (GO): ATP-dependent protein folding chaperone; ATP hydrolysis activity; ATP binding
Source: RefSeq, a predicted model, not a curated record